Pistacia vera is the source of this 634-nucleotide messenger RNA. RefSeq lists its product as uncharacterized. The record is from RefSeq and is a predicted model, not a curated record. NCBI's taxonomy places the organism in Eukaryota, Viridiplantae, Streptophyta, Magnoliopsida, Sapindales, Anacardiaceae. Bases 4 to 549 code for a protein of 181 amino acids. The transcript is spliced from 4 exons.
CAUAUGAAAACAUUAUUGACAGCUUCUCUCUUGCAAAUGGAGGACGAAGAGUCAUCAAAAGUCAACUCUACACAACCCCCAUCUUAUUUAGAGGUUAUAUGCAAAAGUUCUGGUAAAAUAAGCCGUUAUGCCGCGGGUACGAAGGCGGGUUUUGCAGUUAAUUUGAUAAAUAGGAAGUUGGACAUUGGAAAUCCUCUUGCUUUGCAUAUUGAAGCAGUUAAAGAAGGGGAAGAACCAAUCAAUUUUGGCCCCAAUGCAGUUCUUGUGGAUUAUGGAAAGGAUUGGAAGUUGCAAACAGUUACCGAAGUAGAUUAUGCUGAAGGUUUUAGGAAAAGAGAAGAGGAUGGACCAUUUGCAGCACGGGUGCCUGUUGUAAUGAGUUCUGACCGGACACAUCCUUAUAAGACAGUUUCAAAACCUGUUAUCAGUCUGAUGUACAUAGGAAAGAUAUUGUUAGCGUUCGUUUUGAUGUUUGUACUUGGUGCAAUUUUCACAAUUGCACUUGAGAAUCUUCCCAGAUUGAUAUUGUUUCUUAACUCCUCCAUGUAAUACUCAUUGCUCUUUGCAAUUUUCUAAAAGAAUAUAUUCGUUGUAUCAUGUCAAACAAUUGAUUCAAGUAUUAUUUUUUCAUAAA